UUGGGCAUGGUCAGGGGUUCGUUGGGCAGCAAAAGAGGAGAGGAAUCAGGUCAGCUGGUCUGCAUGAGGGAGUUCAGGUAUAUUCUGGCUGAUAAUAUGAACUUCAAUCCAAAGAUAAUGCCUCUUCUCCCCAAAGAGUUGUUGCUAAAUGGACCUCAGACUGGCAGGAAGGGUUUGAUGCCCUUCUUAGGUCAUCCACUUCUUAGGUCAUCCUUGGAGCCAGUGACAGUGCCUGGCAUUGAGACCAGGUCCCUCGGUGCUGCAUUUGCCUUGUCCUCUCACCACUGCUUUACUGGGAGAAGGAAGGUGUCCCAGGUGUUGUUUUUUUGCAGUAUUGUGAUGGUGAAUGUUGAUUCCUGUGUUGUCACCUUCCUUGUUUUGGCCCUGUGGAGCCCUGGGCCAGGUGCACAGGAUGAUGUUUCUCUCUGAGCACAGUGCUGUGCUGGCUCUGCUGUGGAGCAGGUGCCUGGGCUGGAGCGGCUCUGCUUGCAUAUCCUCUCCAGGGAUCUGCUGGCAGAGAUAUAUUGCCAGGCCUGUGCUUCUGGUGCUUUUCUGUCAAUGCUUUCUGCCCUGCAUGGCUUCCAGAGGCUGCACCCCAAGCGCUGGCCAGGCAAGACAGUAAAUCCAUGGUAGCUACAGCACAAGGACUGUACUGUGAUACUGCCCAGCAUGCAGAUCCCAGCAGAAAGCCCCCUUCUAAGUGCUUUAGUUUGUGCAGGCAGGCAAAGCAGGUGUGGACUAGUCCUGCUGGAGGAGAGGUAGGGAAUGAGUCAGAGCAGACUGCACAAAUCAGGAGCAGUUUAUAAGCAUCGCUAGGAAUGAAAAGGAGGCUUCUCCACAGGGCACCAGGGCAGACCCUGAGCGUAUGAUCUGGACUCCAGCACCUCACCUGAGCAUGAGGUUGCUGACAGAGCCCAGGGCAGGUUGAGGCUGGUCCAGAAGCUGUGUAUUAGUCCCAGGCUGGCAUCAGGCAGGCUCAGAGCAUGUCUCUGAUUCCAGCCUUGCACUGGCAGCGUGCUAGAGCCCUCUCAACUCCCCAGUGUUUAUUGCACAGACCUGCCUUAACCGUGUCAUGGACCAAAAAAGGUAGUGCGUCAGGAAAGUAGGAGAUAGAAAGCAGUUGCUGUGCUGCUGCAUCUCUCAGCAGUUGCAAAUGUUGUUAGAAGAGGUGUAGUGCCUGAGCAAAGAGCUCUCAUGUAUUGUCUUCAGUCACAGUCUAUAUAUUUUUUGAUGAGGUAAAAAUAGCUUUUCUUUUUCAGGAUAUGCAGAGAGCAGAGGCUCCUGCUAACAUCAAAGGAGAGUGACAGCUUUCCCCUGGGUGUGCAUGGCCUCAGCUGAGGAGCAGGAGCAGUAGCUGUGUUAAUUCUUGCCUCGCUUUGGCUCUGUGUGAAAGAUAUUCUGGUAUUUUCCUGUUCAGGUCUCUGAACCAGCCCCUGUUUCACUCUCCACUGCUGCUGGACCCAGAAUUGUACUUCAAAGGGAAAGUGAUAGUUUGCAAAUGACAGAACAAGGUCUUGAACAUGUUACUUAGAAAAUCCAUUAGGCAGCAGACAGGCAUUGCAGGCUUUCACAGAGUUGUGUGCUGUAGCCCUCCGGAGGAUCCUUAUCAGAAAGAUCAGUCUGCUGGGUAGGGGCAGCUCCUUGCAGCCUUGCUCUGUGCAGAUUAAGCUGUUUGUGAUAUCUGCCCUCCUCGCAGUUCUGAACCAGCUGGAACUGCCAGCAAAGGGGACCCAGGACCGAGGAAGGAAGGAACCAAAUGGCAACGCAGAUGUCUGUAUCUGAAAAUGCUCAGGAACUCGGUUAACCUUGACCCUGACCUGUACCACCAGUGACAGUCCAGAACUACCUCUCCUGUUAAGGGUGCACAAAAAUGGGCUUUCCAAAAGCUCGUCACUCAUGAUUAUGUAAUAGUGGAGGAUUGUGCAUGGUGGGGAGUCCAGUCUGAUGCUGGCACCAGAAAGCUUGCCCUCUCUUCCUUCCGUGCUGGAAAAAUGCUAAUUGACAGGUCGCUUCCCUUCCCACAAACCUGCCAGGGGCCUUCCUUCCCUCCUUCUUCUGCUUUAGGAUUUCUCCUUUGCCAGUUGUGCCGAGUUCUUCUCUAGCUCUAUCCUUUGCACGGGAACAUGAACAGGUCUUUCACUUCCUGCAUGCUCUGAUUCACCUGCUGUGAGAUGGCUGAGCUCUCCCUUGCAUCCUGCUUUGGGGAUCUCUGCUGGGUAUAUCAGCCAUCAGCCUCUGUGGUACGUGCUUUGGGGCUGUUGUGAAAUCUCCACUAAGCAGAAAGGAGCAUGGCCAAAGGGUUUACGCAGGCUAGUGCAUGAAAUAAGAAGAAACUCACUUGGCAGAUGCCUUUCAGAGAUGACUUCUUGUGCCUUGACUCUCAUCAAUCCUAUUAAGAUCUGCAGACCUGUGAUAAAUCAGGUGGGCAGAGGUGAGGAUGAUGGGAGAACAGAACUUUGGCAUAUGGAUUUAUCUGUCUUGAAUCAUGUGGAUAAGGGUGAGGACGAUGAAAUAAUAGAAUUUAAGCAUUUGGAUUUAUCCUUCCAUGAGAUGAAUUUUCCCAAUGCUUUUGCUUUUUUCUUUCUUCUGGGUCUGCAUUAUCUGCCUGUUCUCUGUGUUCUGCUGGCUGACUGCCUGAGGUUUUGCUAUGUGGCCUCUCUGGAGAUGCUAUAUUCUGCUGAAUGCUGCCUUCUACUCAGAAGGCAGAAACCUGCCAGUAGGUUUUGUUUCUGCUGCAGGGCCCACUGAGAGCAUCCAGUUUUUGUUAAUACAGAUAGGAGAGAAUGUUCCUAUAAGACAGACAGUAUGGCUUCUGUUUCUGAGCAUUUUGAAUUGAAUCUCCUGAUCUUCCCUGAUUAUCCUACGGGGACCCUAGGUGUUAUCCCUAACUGCUCUUAAUCUUAGCAGCUCUUUUAGUGUGUUUUGAGGACUGACAAAUUCUUCUCAUCUGAUGAGAAAGGAUUGAGAUUAUCACCUGCAGAACUGUGCACUUGAUAUCUGCAAGGUGGAGAGGUCCAAAUGAGCAUUGGCUCCAGAGACAUUCCUAGGUUGGACAGUUACUUAAAGUAAACCACUACACUGAUGUGAGGUUUUGGUGUUUCUGCUGGAAAUAAUGCCUCAAAGGUGAGGAUCAUGCCCACUGUUGGACACAAGCCCACAUGAGCAAGGAAGUGUCCAAGCAAAUGGCAAGAGCUGUUGCCCUUGGCAAGGGUUUAUCACGUCCUCAGCUGGCAGUGCUGACUUUAGGUUCCAAGACACUGGCACUAGUACCUGGAAGUAAUUGGACGACCUCCGAGAUGUGAGUUGGACCCUUCCACAGCAUCUAGACAGGAUGCCCAUAGAAAUACAUGGUUUGGUGCUAGGAUUUGGGUUUGCAUCUCACUGCUGGUCCUGGGGUUCUUUGGCUGUUGGGAUGGCUGUGUGCUGCCCAGCCUUUGGGUGUUUCCUUGCUGGACCUCCUGUCUGCUGCUCCAUGAGUCUGUGUCAGCUCGGCUGAAGAGACAAAUGGGCAGACAGGGAAAAGAGGGCAGUGCAGCAGGAUGUGUGUGUGCGCCAGGCUAGAAUAGUGUGGUGAGUUGCUUCUUGACUGUCUUUGUGUCCCAGAAAACACUGUGAGAUCAGCACAAGUCCCUGAACUCAUUUGUACUUGGAAAUCAUCUACUUACAGCAUUUAGCAGCUCAUACAGAGUGAGCUCCUGCCAAGUAUGGCCACCUUUAACAGGGGGAGGCAAUGCUGACACCCUCCCUUGUUAUCAGUGAUGAGCAGCAGCAGGAGCUGAUGGGAGCUCCUCCCUGGGUGUGAGUGAGAGCAGGCACUGCCAAAAGAGAUUAGAGCAGGACACUGACUGCGGCCAGAGACACAGUGGGCUUACAGACCUCUGACUGCAACCCUUGAAAUCCAGCCUGAGCCUCUGGUUUCACUUCCUCUUUGCUUAUUGCCCUGGCCAUGACUACAAUGCAAUGGGCUCAUGUGGUUCCAGGCUAGUGGCAUUAAUGCUUUGAUAGCAGGAGGACAUCUGAGAAAAGGAACAGAAGAAGCCUCUCUUCAGGGCCAGGAGAGGGUGUCAUGAGAAAAAAUUUACUCUGAAACCAGGACAGAAGGAAAGGGAAAAAAUUAGAUUGUCAGCAGAAAAGGGGAGAUUUUUUCCUGAAGGAAAAGAAAUGGAAGGAGAGUAGAAGCAGAGUCUGAUGUGCUAUGCUAAGUUUUUUGACUUUAGAAGGUCUUGGACCACUUAGCAAAGUCCAGAUCUGAGGCUUCUUUCUUGCAGAAUUGCUGGCAGCAGCCUCCUGACACUUCACAGCUUGGUUGUCUGCAUGAUGCCUGUGUAUAACAUUUAGCAGCCACCUAAGAGUGGAAGAGGCCGAUGCUGCGACCAGUUUCUUGAGAGCUGCAAGAUCUGGGAAUCUGGACAAAGCCUUGGAUCACCUCAGGAAUGGGGUAGAUAUUAACACCUGUAAUCAGAAUGGGCUGAACGCCUUGCACCUGGCCUCCAAGGAGGGCCAUGUGAAAAUGGUGGUGGAGCUGCUGCACAAGGAGAUAGUUUUGGAGACAACGACCAAGAAGGGAAACACAGCCCUGCACAUUGCUGCCUUGGCUGGACAACAGGACGUGGUCCGGGAGCUGGUGAACUAUGGGGCCAACGUCAAUGCACAGUCCCAGAAAGGCUUCACACCUCUCUACAUGGCAGCGCAGGAAAACCACCUGGAAGUUGUGAAGUUCUUGCUGGAAAAUGGAGCCAACCAGAAUGUAGCCACAGAGGAUGGCUUCACUCCACUAGCUGUGGCUCUCCAGCAAGGACAUGAGAAUGUGGUUGCUCACCUUAUCAACUAUGGGACAAGGGGUAAGGUCCGUCUGCCUGCCCUGCACAUUGCAGCCCGCAAUGAUGACACUCGCACAGCUGCUGUGCUGCUGCAGAAUGACCCCAAUGCUGAUGUCCUCUCCAAGACUGGAUUCACCCCUUUGCACAUUGCAGCCCACUAUGAGAAUCUCAGUGUGGCCCAAUUACUGCUGAACCGUGGAGCCAGUGUCAACUUCACACCCCAGAAUGGGAUCACUCCCCUGCACAUAGCUUCCCGCCGGGGCAACAUCAUCAUGGUACGGCUGCUGCUGGACCGCGGGGCCCAGAUAGAGACAAGGACCAAGGAUGAGCUGACCCCUCUCCACUGUGCAGCACGCAAUGGACAUGUGAGAAUUGCAGAGAUCCUCCUGGACCAUGGGGCUCCCAUUCAAGCCAAAACCAAGAACGGCUUGUCGCCAAUCCACAUGGCAGCACAGGGUGACCACCUGGACUGUGUCCGCCUGCUCCUGCAGUACAGCGCCGAGAUCGACGACAUCACCCUGGACCACCUGACACCACUGCAUGUGGCUGCACACUGUGGGCACCACCGGGUGGCCAAGCUGCUGGUGGAGAAGGGGGCCAAGCCCAACUCCCGAGCCCUGAAUGGCUUCACGCCCCUCCAUAUUGCCUGCAAGAAAAACCACAUUCGUGUCAUGGAGCUGCUGCUGAAGACAGGUGCCUCCAUUGAUGCUGUCACAGAGUCUGGCCUGACCCCCCUGCAUGUGGCUGCCUUCAUGGGACACCUGCCCAUUGUCAAGACUCUGUUGCAGCGUGGAGCCUCUCCUAAUGUGUCUAACGUGAAAGUAGAGACUCCCCUACACAUGGCAGCCAGAGCUGGGCACACAGAUGUGGCAAAGUACCUGCUGCAAAACAAAGCCAAAGCCAAUGCUAAGGCCAAGGACGACCAGACUCCUCUGCACUGUGCUGCACGCAUUGGCCACACUGGCAUGGUCAAACUCCUUUUGGAGAACAACGCCAACCCCAACCUGGCCACCACAGCAGGGCACACGCCCCUGCACAUCACUGCCAGAGAGGGGCACAUGGACACAGCCCUGGCCCUGCUGGAGAAGGGAGCCUCACAGACCUGCAUGACCAAGAAAGGAUUUACCCCUCUCCACGUUGCAGCCAAGUAUGGAAAGGUGGAUGUGGCAGAGUUGCUGUUGGCACAUGACGCUCACCCCAAUGCAGCAGGGAAGAAUGGCCUGACUCCACUGCAUGUGGCUGUGCACCACAACAACCUGGAGAUUGUCAAGCUGCUGCUUCCCAAGGGGAGCUCCCCACACAACUCAGCAUGGAAUGGGUACACCCCCCUGCACAUUGCUGCCAAGCAGAACCAGAUGGAAGUGGCCAGCAGCCUGCUGCAGUAUGGGGCUUCUGCAAAUGCUGAAUCUAUGCAGGGAGUCACUCCCCUGCACCUGGCUUCCCAGGAGGGCCAUGCAGACAUGGUGGCACUGCUUUUCUCCAAACAAGCCAAUGGCAACCUAGGCAACAAGAGUGGCCUGACUCCUCUCCAUCUUGUGGCCCAGGAGGGUCAUGUGCUGGUUGCUGAUGUUCUAGUGAAACAUGGAGUCACAGUGGAUGCAACGACCAGGAUGGGCUAUACCCCACUGCAUGUGGCCAGCCAUUAUGGGAACAUCAAGCUGGUGAAGUUUUUGCUGCAGCACCAAGCGGAUGUCAAUGCCAAGACUAAGCUGGGCUACACGCCCCUGCACCAAGCGGCACAGCAGGGCCACACGGACGUGGUGACACUGCUGCUGAAACACGGCGCAUCUCCCAACGAGAUCAGCACGAAUGGCACCACUCCCCUGGCCAUCGCAAAGCGGCUUGGCUACAUUUCAGUCACGGACGUGCUCAAGAUUGUCACAGAGGAAACCGACAUCCCGUCAGUUGGUGACAAGCACCGCAUGAGCUUCCCAGAGACUGUAGACGAGAUUCUGGACGUAUCAGAGGAUGAAGGCACUGCUCAUGUCACAGUAAUGGAGGAAGAGCUGAUUGCACCAAAGCCCAAGACACCUGAUCUCGGAGACCAGGAAGGCAAGAGGGAGAUACUGGAGUUCAUGACCACAACGACACUGGAGCAAACGGUGGAGUCUCCAGCUGUCCUCCAGGUCCCCUGCAUCCCACCUGAAACUGUGGUGACCAGAGCUGAGGAGACUGAGCAGGUAGGACCUGUGGAGACAGAAGCUGAGCAAGUCAGCCUGCUGCAUGCACCCUCGGUGUCCCCACAGGAGCCCUCCAAAGAGUUCGAUGAGGACUCCCUGAUCCCCAGCAGCCCUGCCACUGAGACCUCAGAUAACAUCAGCCCAGUGGCCAGCCCCGUGCACACAGGGUUCCUGGUGAGCUUCAUGGUGGAUGCUCGUGGUGGCUCCAUGCGGGGCAGCCGGCACCACGGUCUGCGCGUGGUCAUCCCGCCCCGUGCCUGUGCUGCACCGACCCGCAUCACCUGCCGCCUGGUGAAGCCCCAAAAGCUACCUGCACCCCCACCACUGGCUGAGGAGGAGGGUCUGGGCAGUCGGAUCAUUGCUCUGGGGCCUGCUGGUGCCCAGUUCCUCAGCCCUGUCAUUGUGGAGAUUCCACACUUUGCCUCGUAUGGACGUGGAGACCGUGAGCUGGUAGUGCUGCGCAGCGAGAACGGCUCUGUGUGGAAGGAGCACCGCAACCGCUAUGAGGAGAGCUACAUGGACCAGCUGCUCAAUGGCAUGGACGAGGAGCUGGAGAGCCAGGAGGAGCUGGAUAAGAAGAGGAUCUGCCGCAUCAUCACCACUGACUUCCCUCUCUACUUUGUGGUCAUGUCCCGGAUUUGCCAGGACUGUGAUAUGAUUGGCCCUGAGGGAGGGUGUUUGAAAAGCACACUGGUGCCCAUGGUACAGGCCACCUUCCCAGACACUGCUGUCACGAAAAGAGUGAGGCUGGCCCUGCAGGCACAGCCUGUGCCAGAUGAGUUGGUGACUAAGCUGCUGGGGAACCAAGCAACCUUCAGCCCCAUUGUCACAGUGGAGCCACGACGGAGGAAGUUCCACCGUCCCAUUGGCCUCCGUAUCCCACUGCCACCAUCCUGGAAGGACAAUCCCCGAGAUAGUGGUGAGGGUGACACCACCAGCCUACGUCUGCUCUGCAGUGUGAUUGGAGGGACAGCCCAAGCCCAAUGGGAAGACAUAACAGGCACCACAAAGCUGGUCUAUGAAAAUGAAUGUGCAAACUUUACCACCAAUGUGUCUGCCAGGUUCUGGCUGGCUGACUGCCCACGCACAGCUGAGGCUGUGCACUUUGCCACCAUGCUGUACAAGGAGCUGACAGCUGUGCCCUACAUGGCCAAAUUCGUGGUGUUUGCCAAGAUGAAUGAUGCACGAGAAGGCCGGCUGCGCUGCUACUGCAUGACUGAUGACAAGGUUGACAAGACUUUAGAGCAGCACGAGAACUUCACUGAGGUGGCCCGCAGCAGGGACAUUGAGGUGGUGGAGGGAAUGCCUUUGCAUGUCGAACUCUCAGGGAACCUGGUGCCUGUCAAGAAGGCUGCUCAGCCCCGCACCUUCCUCUUCCAGUCCUUCCGGGAGAAUCGUCUUGUCAUCCCCAUCAAGGUCCGGGACAGCAGCCGGGAAGCCAGUGGCUCCCUGUCUUUCUUGCGCAAGGCCAUGAAAUACGAGGACCUCCAGCAUGUGCUCUGCCACCUGAACAUCACCAUCCCACCCUGCACCAAGGGAAGCGGCAGUGAGGAGAGAAGGAGGACGCUGACGCCGUUGUCUCUGCGGGAGCGAUACAGCAUUCUAAGUGAGACCAGCUUUGGCUCUCUGAGCAGCACGGACAAGGCAGACCAGAAGAUGGUUGACAUAGCAGAGCAGCUGGGCCUCAGCUGGGCCGAGCUGGCACGUGAGCUGCAGUUUGGGGUGGAUGACAUCAACAGAAUACGUGUGGAGAACCCCAACUCCCUUCUGGAGCAGAGCAUAGCCUUACUCAACCUCUGGGCCAGCCGCGAGGGCAAGCAUGCCAAGAUUGAGAACCUGUACAUGGCACUGAGGAACAUCGACCGCAGCGAGAUUGUUAAUAUGCUGGAGGGCUCUGGUCGGCAGAGCCGCAGCCUGAAGGGAAGCUGGCGCUACACGGACAGAGACUACUCCCUCUCGCCAUCCCAGAUGAAUGGUUACGCUUCACUGCAGGACGAGCUGCUGUCCCCUGCCUCCCUGCAUUACACACUGCCAUCCCCGCUGCGUGCCGACCAGUACUGGAAUGAGGUGGCCAUCAUGGAUGCUAUCCCCAUGGCUGCCACUGAGCAGGAUGCCCUGAUGGAGAUGUCCGACAUGCAGGUGUGGUCCUCGGGGCUCACCCCCUCGCUGGUGACUGCUGAGGACUCCUCUCUGGAGUGCAGCAAGGCUGAGGACUCGGAUGCCACAAGCGAAGGCCGGUUCCCAGGGCAACUUCUAGCAGAUGCUCAUGGCCCAGACCACAUGGGCUCUAUGGACCUGGUUGAGGAUGACACAGUGGACUCAGAUGCCAUGAAUGGCCUGAUUGACCUUCUAGAGCAGGAGGAGGGGCAGAGGCCAGAGGGGAAGAUGCCAUCUGGUGAUCAUCAACCAGGGACUGGGGAGCAGGACCCGGAGAGUGAAGUCUCUUUUGUUUCAGUUCAGCAGAAGGUGCAAGCCAGGAUCAUGACAUCACCUACCUUUAGCCAUGCUGUGGAGAAGAGUGCAGACAGGCUGAGGGACUGGAAUGCAGAAGGCUCCUUUAUCUCCUGCCUACAGGACCUGACAGCGGGCUCCUGGCAGGAGGGAGUCACCCGAAGGCUGCUCCCAACGCACACCACAGCCUCCGGGGCACAGGGCCAGGAGCAAGAGCAGGUCCUGAUGCCAGCCACGGAGCUGAUGCGGGUCAGCUCUGCAGAGGACAGCGACUGGCAGCCUCAGCACCCCACAGGCGGCUGGCAGGAGGAGUCCGACAGCCGCUUCUUUGGGCAGGUGAGGGUGGAAGCAGGGGACUCAGCCCUGCAGGAAGUGGUGACCCUGUGGACAGCCUUUUUUAGAGCCUGCUGCAAGGCCAGUCAGGCAGACCAGGUGCUAGCUCCUCAAAUCUUCUGGCAUACUUCCUGCCCCUUGGGGUGCCUCUCAGCCCAGAAUAGCCUGCUGUGCUUGAUACCUGAGCUCUUGCUCUCCAUUUAUAACCCAGUCACCCUCCCAGACUUGUUCCUAAGUAAGUAUCUACCCUGGCUGCCAGCCCAACAGCCUGCUGGAGCCAGAAAUAGAGUUGGUCUAGGGGCCAGGCUGGGUGGUGGGCUUGAUGCCACGGUCACACAGAACCAGCAGGUACAAGGUGAGGGCAAGCACCUUUCCCCAGCCAGGGCACGCACAGCCAUCCCGGCAGCACGGUCGUGCUCGGAGGUGGCUGUUCAGCUCUGCCGUGUGCGAUACGUGAGUCACGCGUGAUUCCAAUGACACCUCAAACCCUGGCUUUUGUCCAGGGCUUCAUUUGUCCUGUGACAGAAGAGUGCACGCUGCCCUCUCAGCGUAGUCAGGACAGGCUGCUGGGCAAGCUGACAGAGCAGAGGGACAGAGCUGUCCUGCUU
Molecule: messenger RNA, 10392 nt
Organism: Sturnus vulgaris (Common starling)
Lineage: Eukaryota; Metazoa; Chordata; Aves; Passeriformes; Sturnidae
Source: RefSeq, a predicted model, not a curated record